AUGCAUUUCGCAAACUUCAACGACAACGUCGCUCCUCAAGAAGGCCCCGGUGACGACGAGGCCUUCGGGGAGGGUGAGUGGCCGUUCGGUGGCCACGGCGAGCCGGACGACUACGCGGGCGAGUAUUCCUUCGGCGGGCCCGCAGAUGCCUUACCCCCAGUACCAGGCCUAUUUAUUGAUGGGGUGGGGACGCUUUCAGUCCCUCUGAGCAAUGCACAAGCCGAGGAGCUCGUUGCCCAGUGCGAGAAGUCCCCCUUUGGCCGACGACUCGACACCUUGAUGGAUGAAAGUGUGCGCAAGAGCUGGCAGCUUCCACCGGAUCAAAUUACGUUCCAGAAUCCGCAAUGGCAAGCGGGAGUUGAGGAGUUGAGUGAGAUUAUUGCCGGUCGAUUCGGCUACAAGGGGGUUCCGAUGCAGUGCAAGCUCUACAAGUUGCUGGUGUACGGUGAAGGAGGUCAUUUCGUGAAGCACCAAGAUACGGAGAAGGAGGACGGAAUGGUGGCGACGUUGGUGUCGGAUGGGAUGGCGGCAUUCGUUCCUUACUAUGCAGUGCACUAUGCCGACGCGGAGCAUGCACUGGAGAAGGAGCAACGACCAAUCCUUGAGCGACGAUAUGGCGGCAUCAUUGGUAGCAUGGGGAAUGAGAAUGAGGAUUCCUCGUUCGCGUUGAUGCUCUCUCACGAGUACACGGAGCGAAGCAUUGAAGGACUCGGUGCGCGCGGACUGAAGAGUGUUGAUCGAGCGCGCUUUCGUGCGCUCCGGCAAGCGAACGCUGUUGCUGCCCAGGACAAGAAACUGGAGUUUGCCAUCGGGAAGCUGGCCUUUACCGCGUUUUGA
Molecule: messenger RNA, 837 nt
Organism: Phytophthora sojae
Lineage: Eukaryota; Oomycota; Peronosporomycetes; Peronosporales; Peronosporaceae
Exons: 6
Coding region: 1-837 (278 amino acids)
Source: RefSeq, a predicted model, not a curated record